AUGGAGGCGGUCGCUUUCACAUUCAACGCGUGGGUGCCGCUUUUGGCAUAUAACACCGGCCAGCAGCCACACUUCAAGAUUGGAUAUCAGAUCGCUGCGAUGUUCUUUGCAGUCGAGCUCAUCUUGACGGUUGUGAUAGCUACGGUGGAGAAACGGUGGCCGGCCAGGAGUUUAGAAGACCCUGACUUCAAACCCACUGGAGAUCCUCUUUCCGAAGACGAGGAGGUCGAUCCCCAGGAGAUCAUCGACACAGACGACUUCCCUGGAUAUGCAGGUCCAAUUGACCUAAAUGCACUACGAAUUCGAGCUGAAUCUCACUUAAUGUCCUGCUCCACCUCGGCAAACCCAGGAAACGCGGAAGAAACGGAAGUUUCUGAAGACUCUAGCUCCAAUGAUGACAGCGACGACUGGCCAUUUCCAGAAUUCCGUCACGUCACUCAAACCACUCGAGGACCCCAUCGCUCGCAUCAUCUCUUGAAUAAUGAGGCUAAGGUCGGCAAACAUGCGGCCACAAUUCCAACUGAGACCUCGACAAAUGACCAUAUUCCCGAAUAA
Penicillium brevicompactum is the source of this 555-nucleotide messenger RNA. RefSeq lists its product as uncharacterized. Bases 1 to 555 code for a protein of 184 amino acids. The record is from RefSeq and is a predicted model, not a curated record. The transcript has 2 exons. NCBI's taxonomy places the organism in Eukaryota, Fungi, Ascomycota, Eurotiomycetes, Eurotiales, Aspergillaceae.